CUCCCUUUUCUCCUCUCUUUUCAUUUUCUACUGUUCUCUCCCUCCAGUUUCUCUCUCUCUCGCCGGUGAAUCUCCUUUUCCUCUUGCCGGAAAAGUCCUCGACGUUCUCCAACCACCGCCGUCUUCCGCCUUAGAGAUUCUUACUUUAUUGCCGCUUGCGUGUUCUUGUCGCUUUCCUUCGAUUCCACUCCGGAGCCUCUGGAUCUCUGAAUCUGACUCUCCUUCUUCUGGUUCUUCGCCUCUUUCGAGAAUGUGGUCCGCCUCCUCCUCCUUUCUCCCUCGCACUUGACUGCUCCUGCCUGGAUUGUGAUCUAGGGUUUCGGUUUCUGGAUUUCCGGUUUGUGUUUGUUAUUGUAUUGUUUUUUUUUUUUCGUUCUGCGGUUGUGCUGUUUCGGUGAAGUGAACGGAGACGGAGGCGUGAAGGUAGAAGACGCAGCUCCGUGAUGAGAUAGUGGAGGGAAGAAUUUGCACAUCGGGAGAGGACAGAAAUGGGUUAGAUGUUCUGUAGCGCAAGAGGCUUCAGCUAAUGAAUUGUGAAGCUACCAACAAAACUGCAGCUGUCAAGAAAAUGAUGAAUAGAAGUGGAGGUGAUGCUUUAAGGGCUUCAGCUCCAUGUGGUGUGAGAUUACUUGGUGGCAAUUCAGAAACUUUUUCUCGAUCAAGUGGCAUGUCAAAUGAGAGGGAUGUCUUUUCGAAAAGGAGAGUAGAUAAGUUUGAAUACGAUGAUUUAGAGUGGACCGAGAAGAUUCCAGAAUGCCCUGUAUAUUCUCCGUCAAAGAAGGAGUUUGAGGAUCCUUUGAUCUAUUUGCAAAAGAUAGCUCCAGAAGCCUCAAAAUACGGCAUAUGCAAGAUUGUCUCGCCACUGGCUGCUUCUGUUCCUGCCGGGGCUGUAUUAAUGAAGGAGAAACCAGGGUUCAGGUUUACAACGAGAGUACAACCUUUUCGCUUUGCUGAAUGGAAUACUGAUGAUCAGGUUACCUUCUACAUGAGUGGCAGGAACUAUACAUUUCGCGAUUAUGAAAAAAUUGCGAACAAGAUAUAUGCUCGUAGAUAUAGUAGUUCUGGAUGUCUACCUGCCUCAUAUUUGGAAAAGGAAUUUUGGCGUGAAAUUGCUAGUGGGAAGACAGAAAGUGUUGAAUAUGCUUGCGAUGUUGAUGGUAGUGCCUUUUCAUCUUCUCCAACUGAUGAGCUUGGGACAAGUAAAUGGAAUUUAAAGAAUCUUUCACGGCUACCCAAGUCCAUAUUGCGCCUUCUGGAAACUCCAAUACCGGGAGUCACGGACCCCAUGCUUUAUAUUGGAAUGCUGUUCAGUAUGUUUGCUUGGCAUGUGGAAGAUCAUUAUCUAUACAGUAUUAAUUAUCAUCAUUGUGGGGCAUCUAAAACUUGGUAUGGCAUUCCUGGUCAAGCAGCUUUGCUGUUUGAAAAUGUGGUCAGGGAGCAUGUAUACACUAGCGAUAUCUUAUCCACUGGUGGAGAGGAUGGAGCAUUUGAUGUUCUUCUGGGGAAAACAACGUUGUUUCCACCAAAUAUUUUGUUGGAUCAUGAGGUGCCUGUAUACAAAGCUGUCCAGCAACCUGGGGAGUAUGUAAUUACCUUCCCCAGAGCAUAUCAUGCUGGAUUUAGUCAUGGCUUCAAUUGUGGUGAAGCAGUAAACUUUGCAAUGGGUGAUUGGUUCCCUUUGGGAGCUGUUGCCAGCCAGCGGUAUGCUCUUCUAAACAGGAUGCCUCUAAUUCCUCAUGAAGAGCUUCUAUGUAAAGAAGCAAUGCUUCUCUACACAAAUUCAGAAUUUGAGGACCAACAUUAUGCGUCUGUAGAGUUAGACUCUCAUUAUUCUGUUAAGACUUCUUUUGUACGUAUGAUUCGCUUCCAGCAUCGUGCUCGAUGGGCUUUGAUGAAAUCGAGAACGUGCACUGGCAUUUCACCAAAUUGCCAUGGAACCAUCCUUUGCAGCUUAUGCAAACGUGACUGCUAUAUAUCAUAUAUUAACUGCAGUUGUUCUGGACAUCCAGUGUGUCUUCGUCAUGAUAUCAAAUCUCUGAACUUCUCAUGUGGUAGCAACCGUACACUCUUCUUGUGUGAGGAUAUUUUAGAAAUGGAAUCUGCAGCUAAAAAAUUUGAGCAGGAAUGUGGAACAUUGGAUGAGAUUCAUGGACAAACUUAUAAUGAUGAAGAAUUAUAUUCUUAUCCUAUGUUAAAUUCAUUUAAACGAGCUGAUGUGGAUGGAUACACUCCUUAUUGCAAGAUAGAAGUGCAGUUGAAUUCUGAAUUUACUACUGCUGCUGCUUCUCUUUGUCGCUUGGGAGAAAAUGAGGGUGUUUCCUGUAGCCAACCUACUCUAAGUUGUAUCACCGAAAACCAUAGACCUGAACCAUCAGAUCCUUCUCUCUCUUGUGAAGCAUCAACUCUUUGUUCAGUUGUAGACUACAAUGAAUCAUUGUCCACAACUAGCCAUGUACAAAGAAAUUCAAGUUUUGAGCAGUCCUCAGAAAUUUCUGUCUGUGCACUUGAAUCAUCGCCUAACAAUUGCUCGAGUACAUCUCCGGGCAACAUACGUGCAUUGGAGAUCACCACAGUAUUAGAACAAGAAAGUGAUGAUUCUGAUGCAGAAAUUUUUAGGGUUAAGCGUCGCCCUCUGAAGCUAGAUAAAAAGACAGGGAGCGAUGCCACAUCUUUAAAGCAUUUUGCUGGCCAGGAUGGCCGCAAAAGAUUGAAGAGACUCCAAACAAAUGGGAAUUCUGAGCAACUAACGCCAAGGGAUUGUCGUGGAACUGACAAAUCACGUUGUAAAUUCUACCCUACGCAUAAAGACUCUGCAAGUGAUGCGAUCGGUAAAUCUAGCAAAGGGACCACACCCAUCUCUGCGAAGUACAAGAGAUUCAUCGACGAGAAACUAGUAAAUAGACAGCGCGUCUAUGAACUCGACAAUCACAGGAGGGAAAGGUUUCAGCAUGAGAUUAUGAAAAAGCCCAAACGGCUACCUCCCUCUAUGGAGAUUGGGUCAAAGCGUCUCAAAAUCAGAGGCCCAACAUUCUUGGGGCCGGAUGAACCAAUAGUUUAAUGCAUCACAAUGGGCCUGAGGCUGGGCUGCGCUGGGCCUUGCCUCUAUUUCUGUACAGCAGCAUAUGAUAGAGCCUGACAUAGCUAAUCUUAUUCUUCACUAAUGGGGGGUUCUAACAACACACGAAGGAAGACGCCAUAGAUGAAUUUGAUGAUUAAUCUUCUGGGAGCAGUGAUACAAAAUUUAACGUCUAGGAAGCAACAUUUUAACAUUCUUUGUGCAGGCCUUAAAAAAUCGAGGCCAUUUGCACACACGGGUGGUGAUGAUGAUGAUUCUUGAAGGUAACCCAAGUCGGUACAGAGCCAUUUAUCCGCCGUCCUGGGAACAACCUUUGCUGCAGCAGCUGCUCUGCUUUAAGCAGGUAGAUGGUUUAGUCAAAUUUGACGUCCAGUUAAAUUUUUUUCCUUAUCCUCACCUCCAUUUUUGUGAGGUAAGUGGGGAUUCCCACGUACUUCAUUUCAAAAAAAAAAAGAAAAAAAAAAAAAGAAAAAAAAAAGAAGAUGAUUCAUAGUUCUUCGCUGCUUCCAUUUUCACGUUCUUUAUUCUUUUCUCUAGCAACGGGUACAUGUACCUUGGACUACUCGAAUAAAAUGCAAAGAAGUUUCUUCUUUGUUGUCACGUGUAGGCAACACAUAGAAUGUAGACACAGAACAACAGUAGGUUUUCUUUCUGAGGAGAAUUGCUUUUGUUCUUUCCUUAAUCCAUUUGAAUUGGUUUAAGAAUGUGAAGAAUAUUAACCAUUGUCAAUGGAUGCAGAGAGACAAUUGGGGUCUCAUAUUCUUGUGGGGGCAAAAGGCAAAGCGCUGCUCCCAAUCAAUCCCAGGUAAAGGACAUUAUCUGAGUGAAUGAAUUGGUCAUAUUAUUUUAUUCUGUUCGGGGGAUGGAUGAUUGGUUGCGUGGGACAAAACUAUCCCCCACUCCCAAUCAUUUCCAACCUUUUUUUCCCCCUAAAGAUAAAAAGAGAAUAUAUCGAUGGUUUGAACGGUGGGAUGGUAUGAAACCAGAAUUUUUAGAAUUAGAAAGGAACCUUUUCUUGCCUUGAAAAUAGGUCAUCAGUCCCCAAUUAUACGAGUGUUGGGUUAUGUUAACAACCGCCACCACUGUCUUGGAGUUAGUCCACUAUUUGAAUUUGUUGUCUCU
Cucurbita pepo subsp. pepo (vegetable marrow) is the source of this 4198-nucleotide messenger RNA. Its product is annotated as lysine-specific demethylase JMJ13. Gene Ontology annotation, biological process: chromatin remodeling; regulation of gene expression. NCBI's taxonomy places the organism in Eukaryota, Viridiplantae, Streptophyta, Magnoliopsida, Cucurbitales, Cucurbitaceae. Gene Ontology annotation, cellular component: nucleus; chromatin. Gene Ontology annotation, molecular function: histone demethylase activity. The record is from RefSeq and is a predicted model, not a curated record.